AUGGCAAUUUUUAUGAAAAAACAUUUCGAUAGAAUACCUUUUGAUGUGAAUUCUUCCUUAAUUACCCUCACCCUUAAAGGAUCUUCAUUUAAGAAUAAAUAUUUUCUUCUUCUUACUCGCUCUUUUAACACCUGGUCAUGGAAUUCUGUGGAAUUCCCAGAACUGAGAGAGAAGAUGAGAAGCAUAAACAAAAGAAGCAUCAAAAUUCAAUUUAGGAGCUCAGUCUUAGUUCAAGAGUUCAGUGAUAAAGUACCUUAUAUGAUCACAAUAAGAGGUUUAUGGUAG
Molecule: messenger RNA, 285 nt
Organism: Clunio marinus
Lineage: Eukaryota; Metazoa; Arthropoda; Insecta; Diptera; Chironomidae
Source: the annotation of a GenBank genome assembly